Talaromyces proteolyticus is the source of this 528-nucleotide messenger RNA. RefSeq names its product putative large-conductance mechanosensitive channel. The record is from RefSeq and is a predicted model, not a curated record. Gene Ontology annotation, biological process: intracellular water homeostasis; monoatomic ion transport. Lineage: Eukaryota; Fungi; Ascomycota; Eurotiomycetes; Eurotiales; Trichocomaceae. The transcript has 4 exons. Bases 1 to 528 code for a protein of 175 amino acids. Gene Ontology annotation, molecular function: mechanosensitive monoatomic ion channel activity.
AUGAGUCGCCCCUUCCAGAGCUUCACUCACAACGCUCGAGGGCAGAUCAAACAUGCCUGGGAUAAUUUCUGGGACUUUAUGAUGAGAGACAACAUUCUCGAGGUAGCUAUAGGUUUAAUAAUUGCAUCAGCUUUCACAAAACUUGUCAAUUCAUUUGUCUCGGAUCUGCUCCUGCCAAUAAUAUCUUUGCUGCCUUUUCUGCACCGCAAUCUAGACCAGAAAUUCGCCGUUUUACGGAAAGGACCUCAUUACCAUAGAGGGUAUGGGUACAAUACUCUUAAACAGGCACGCGAUGAUGGCGCACUUGUCAUGGCCUAUGGGGCAUUCUUGAAUAACCUGGUAAGCUUUCUGGCAGUAGGCCUGGCAUUGUACUCCAUAGGGCAGAUAUACACAUGGAUAUCCCACGAUGUGGUUAUCAAGCGGACUGUCAAGUGCAGGUAUUGCAGGAAGUGGAUAAGUUCCAAGGCAUUGCGCUGUGUGAAUUGUACAAGCUGGCAAGAUGGGAGAGAAGAUCAGCUUCGUGCGUAA